AUGCAUUCCCGGUUGCUGUUGUUGUGGAUUGCCACUGUUUCGAGUACAGAACUCUUUGUGAACUACGACCAGAAGCUAGAGGACCGGCCCAGGCUAUUCACAUUGGUGAAGGAAGAGCCCGCGAAGCCAUCGACGUUUUACUGGGCAAGCGUCAAUCAUGUCCUCAGGGCUUUGGGUAUUGUCCCAGCGCUGGGGGAUGCUGUGUCGCGAAUAGCCUCUGCUGCUCGUAUGGAUAUUGCCAUACUCAAGGAUCCGUCUGUUGCCCAACUGGCCCAUGUGCGAGCGGCCAGACAUGUUGCGGCAACAGCCACUGCAUGCCUGUGGGAGAUCAAUGCUGUAGAGAUGAAUCUCACUAUGGUAUGCUGCACUGAUGAGCACUGCACGGCACACGUGGAUAAUGGAAAGACAACCUACGCGCAAACGACGACGAGCACACACACAUAUACUACAACUUACUACCAGUAUUACUACUGGACGGUGACUUGGUACUACUGGUACUACUAUUGGACAUACUCGAUCGACAUCCAGGCGUCUAUCGUGACCUCUAGUCGUUCAACCACCUGGACUACAUUCAGUGUCAAGACAACGGAUGCUGCAGCAGCUUCUGAGUAUUUCAGUUCCAAAUCUGAGACGCUGUCUCUUCCUACACCUGCUGCUGCCACGUCUCUCGAAUCCAUAGCAGGGAGCACGUCGUUUCUUUCUUCGUCGCGACGCCCUAGCCCGAACCCCGGUCCAACGGAUGAAUCAAGCAUUACCGAAGCACCUACUGCGCCGCCAUUUAGCUUUCCUGGAGAAAUUGAUGGCAGUUCUACAAGCAGUUCUAGUAGCAGCACGACGUCUCUUCUUCAUAAUGGUGGCGAUGAUGGCCCUCCAAGCAACGGAGGUGGAAACGGAGGUGGAAAUGGAGGUGGAAAUGGAGGUGGAAAUGGAGGCAAUGAUUCUUCUGGAGCGAAGCCUCUGUGGGCAUCAUCGGACUGGAAGACGGUCUGGGUUUUGGUACUUGGUGCUGGGACUGGGCUUUUGGCUGUGAUUCUUUGA
Molecule: messenger RNA, 1038 nt
Organism: Trichoderma breve
Lineage: Eukaryota; Fungi; Ascomycota; Sordariomycetes; Hypocreales; Hypocreaceae
Exons: 5
Coding region: 1-1038 (345 amino acids)
Source: RefSeq, a predicted model, not a curated record